AUGAGGUGUACUCGACUUGAAGGCGAGUUAUUGAGCUCAAUGCGAGCAGAGUUGGCAUCUUUGUCAUCUCAACCUUCCGUCCCCGCACGAGCGGCAUCCCCGAUUCAUGUCAGCACAAAGGAGAGUUGUGAUGCUCCUGAUAGAGGGGCAGAGGUUGCUCCUACUGACACUGCUGACCGUCGGUUGUAUGUUGCGGGUCCUCCCGAGCAUUUGGUGGCAUACUGUACGUAUUAUAUCUUUGACAUGUAUUUGGUACAGGAAGAGGCUGAAAAAGCAAAGGAAGUUGUGCAUGAAUCACCACCACCACCAUCUCGCUUUACAGCGACUCGGUGCAUCGGCGACGACUAUCGGGACCACUCCCAUACAGUUAGAUAUGCCACCCGAAGUCGUAUUUACAUCGUUUGUGUGUUGAGAGGAAGAUCCGCUAUCUCUAUGGAUUUGUUGACCUCGUUGCCAUUUAGUCCAGUUGGGAAUAAAGUCGAAGAGGUGCAAACGUACUUAAUAGAGGCAUUUCAAAAUGGGGGCAAAGAAGUCUACUUAGCACCUUACUUGCAUCAGGGUCAUUGGCAGCUCAUAAUAAUUGUUCCUCGCCAAUUUCUUGUGAUUCUCCUGUGUUCAUUACACAAGAAACCAAAUGAUUUGGAUAUUAAAAAGCACAUAGACGCAGCUUUGGAAGCUCACCUAAGGUUGCAAGGUCUUCCAUCUCAUGCUAGAAAGAAGUUGACGUAUAUUGCACCAAAGUGUCCACGCCAACCGGGAAGUUAUGAGUGCGGGUUUUAUGUGAUGAAGCACAUGCACACCAUUGUAGCCAAAAAUAUUCUUGACACGUGGAGGGAGCAAAACGACUGCGCUUCGGUAGUCGUCUCCACCGAGGCAUGUUAUUCGCUCACUGCCUCUACUCUUCCUAUAACACUCACCAUCGUAUUCGCAUCCAGUAGAGACGUUGACUUCGUGCUCGUUCUGGAAGGGGAACUAAUGGACCAAGCACUUGUCGACGACAUAAUCAAUCGCCUUCUCGAAGUUCGCGGCCGCCCGGGGAAGCAGGUGCAGCUGUCGGAGUCAGAGAUCCGCCAGCUCUGUGCCGCUUCCCGAGAGAUUUUCUUGCAGCAACCUAAUUUGUUGGAGCUCGAAGCACCAAUUAAGAUUUGUGGUGACGUACAUGGUCAAUAUUCUGAUCUUUUAAGGCUUUUUGAAUAUGGUGGAUUACCUCCUGAGGCCAACUACUUAUUUUUGGGGGAUUAUGUGGAUCGUGGGAAGCAGAGUUUGGAAACAAUAUGCCUUCUCCUAGCUUAUAAAAUAAAAUAUCCUGAGAAUUUUUUUCUUUUGAGGGGUAACCAUGAAUGUGCUUCUAUUAACCGUAUAUAUGGAUUUUAUGACGAGUGUAAAAGAAGGUUCAAUGUAAGGUUAUGGAAGACAUUUACAGAAUGCUUCAAUUGCUUGCCCGUGGCAGCACUCAUUGAUGAAAAGAUAUUGUGCAUGCAUGGGGGCCUUUCUCCUGACUUACAUAAUUUGGAUCAGAUUAGAAAUCUACAACGGCCCACUGAUGUCCCUGAUACAGGUUUGCUUUGUGAUCUCCUCUGGUCAGAUCCAAGCAAAGAGGUUCAAGGUUGGGGAAUGAAUGACAGGGGAGUUUCAUAUACAUUUGGUGCUGAUAAGGUCUCCGAGUUUCUUCAGAAACAUGAUUUGGAUCUUAUUUGUCGUGCUCAUCAGGUGGUGGAGGAUGGGUAUGAGUUCUUUGCUAACCGACAGCUUGUAACAAUAUUUUCGGCACCUAAUUAUUGUGGGGAGUUUGACAAUGCUGGCGCUAUGAUGAGUGUUGAUGAGACACUAAUGUGCUCUUUCCAAAUAUUGAAGCCAUCUGAUAAAAAAGCAAAACUCAACAGUACUACCACUACUAAGCCAGGAAACUCUCCAGCAGGUGUAAAGUCUUUCAUGGGUUCAAGAGUAUGA
Molecule: messenger RNA, 1950 nt
Organism: Sphenostylis stenocarpa
Lineage: Eukaryota; Viridiplantae; Streptophyta; Magnoliopsida; Fabales; Fabaceae
Source: the annotation of a GenBank genome assembly